AUGCUAGGGUUGGAAAAUUUCGGCAAUACGUGCUAUGUUAACUCAGUGAUGCAAGCUUUGUACUUUUGCGACCCGUUUCGAGAAUCAAUAUUGGCAUACAUCAAUGGAAUACCAUCUCCCAAUGUUUUGCAAACCAAUGCGAAUUCUUGUUCGAAUAUCGUUGUCUCGGAUACGGAUAUCAAAGCAUUCUUGACUUCUUUGAGGAAGAACAAUAUCUUGUUCGAUUCGACAGCACAUCAAGACGCUCAUGAACUGUUCAAUUUUGUCCUGAAUCGCAUCGGUGAAGAUAUUGUGGACGAGGCCAAAACCGAUGGAAGAAUGAAUGGAUCAUUAGCAGGAUCACAAAACAUCGUUCACGAUGUCGAACCAAAUGGAAAAACGAUGAUACACCGGUUAUUCGAGGGGAUUUUAACCAAUGAGACAAGAUGUCUGACGUGUGAAUCGGUCACUUCAAGAGAUGAAUGUUUCUUGGAUUUAUCGCUGGAUAUUGAACGUAACACAAGUGUGACCGCAUGUUUGCGUCAAUUCAGUGCAAGUGAGAUGUUGUGUGCUCGAAAUAAAUUCUUUUGCGAUACAUGUUCCGGAUUGCAAGAAGCAGAAAAGCGAAUGAAGAUCAAAAAGCUGCCCAAUGUUUUGGCGUUACAUUUGAAACGCUUCAAGUACGAAGAGUCUGUUCAAAAAUUCGUCAAGUUGGCCUAUCGUGUCGUUUUCCCGAUGCAGUUGCGUUUGUUCAACACUUCAGAUGAUGCUGAAGAUCCAGAUAAAUUGUACGAACUAUAUGGAAUCAUUGUUCAUAUCGGUGUCGGCCCGCAUCAUGGACAUUACGUCGCUAUCAUCAAGGUGGAUAAAAGAUGGUUUGUCUUUGAUGAUGAAACGAUCAGCGUGAUUGAUGAAUCGGACAUCUCAAGAUACUUUGGUGAUACACCAGGAGCGGGAAGUGCUUAUGUUCUGUUUUAUCAAGCUGUG
This is a messenger RNA of Meira miltonrushii, 966 nucleotides long. RefSeq names its product cysteine proteinase. The record is from RefSeq and is a predicted model, not a curated record. Gene Ontology annotation, molecular function: cysteine-type endopeptidase activity; cysteine-type deubiquitinase activity. Lineage: Eukaryota; Fungi; Basidiomycota; Exobasidiomycetes; Exobasidiales; Brachybasidiaceae. The annotation marks the transcript as partial. Gene Ontology annotation, biological process: protein deubiquitination. The transcript has 2 exons. Gene Ontology annotation, cellular component: nucleus; cytosol.